AUCAUGGCAGAUGCGACAACAAAGAAGACCAGGAGGGUUCGGUCGGCCGAGGCGAAGAAGAGGAAAAGGGACUUGGACCGAGUGAGAGACCGGACGAGAAUCAACAUCGGACACGCUUUUAAGGGUUGGCGAAAGCUACGGGAAGGUAUUGGAUGCAAGACAGACGAGGAACUGGCCUUCGUGCUGCUGGAUUCGUAUCAGAAGGUGACUACAAGAACAUCUAGGGAAUUUCCCUUGCCGACCAUAAACGAGGAGUCAAAUGGCUAUGUUUGUGAACUCCAGGUGUCCUUUCUGCAGGGGAGUCUCCCAUCUGACAUUCCCGAGCCAUUAGCAGUGUCUGCAGACUCAACACUACCCCAGCCUCAGUCAGAGGAAGUCAUAAAAUCAGAACCGCAGGAUGAACACAACAUUGAUGAGCAGCUUCCAGAACAAAACCAUCAGUUGAGCGGACCUGAUGACGACUCAGAAUUUCACACCAGUAGGUGUCUAUUCCCUUCAAACUGGACGUUAGCUGAAGAGAUGAGUGCCUUGAAAGAAUCACAAGUGACGGUUCGCGUAUGUGAGGAGUUAAAAAUGGAGCCUCCUCUCAAGGAUAGACGGGGGGAACGCCACAACAGUCACGAGGAGCCUUACGCUUGUCCUCAAUGUGGCAAGAUGUCAGAAAACAAAGACUCCUUAAAAACCCACAAGUGCUCUGAAGAAAAAGACUCUGAUGCUGUGUCGCCUGCUCAUGACAUCACAGAGCCGCAGGACAACAAUCCAGACUGCAUACCAGACUUGUGUGUUUGGGAUCACAAGAGGCUUAAAAUAUCGUCAGAGCAAUGUCGCUCACAGAACAGCAAGGAAGAGAAUCUCUCAUCUGACACUCCAGAACCAUUAUCAACAUUUGGAGACCCCCUGUUACUUUCUAAGGAAACGAAGUUAAAACCUGGUGAUGAGUGUCUUCAGAAUUCGUUCAAGAUGGAGCCGCCCAAGUCAAACCAGCAGAGGCACGGACCCAAGAAGAUCUUCGACUGUCCGACCUGUGAGAGAUUAUUCCCAUGUAAUGCCGCGCUGAAGCGCCAUGUUGUCAUCCACACAGGGAAAAAACCUUUCAAGUGCUUCAUAUGCGGAAGAGGCUUCACGCAACGUGGAAACCUCAAUACGCACAUGAAGACUAUUCACAAAGGAGAGUCACACUGGACGUUAGUGGAGGACAAGAGUCCUACUGAAGAAUCGUCAGUGUCAGUUCACGUGUGCGGAGAGUGUGGAAUGGACUUUUCUCUGAAAGAUCAACUGGAGGAACACCGCGACAUUCACAAGAAGCCUUACGCUUGUCCCGACUGCAGCAAGUCGUUCAAAAACAAAGACUCUUUAAAAAUCCACAGCCGCUUUCACACCGGCUAUUCGCCGUUUGCUUGCGUCGAGUGCGGCAAGACUUUCAUCACGUCGUGUGGCCUCAAACAGCACGAGUUGACACACGGCGGCGAAAAAAACUAUCACUGCGAGCAGUGUGGCAAAGCCUUCUUACAGGCCUCCCACCUCAAAGUGCACCUCAAAAUUCACAGCGGGGAACGGCCUCACCUGUGCGCCAUCUGCGGGAAAAACUACGGCAGGGCGGAAACCCUCAAAGUACACAUGAGGGUUCACACAGGAGAGAAACCCUAUGAAUGUGAUAUAUGCGGGAAGUCCUUCUGUUAUUUCCAAGGUUAUCGAGCGCAUAGGAUGAUUCAUGACAAGAAGCCAAAACCACCAACGAAACCUUUGGGGAGACCAAAACAACACAUUGAGAGCCCUGAAGGAACAACUUGGACUGAAGGCAGACAUGGAUGUCGCUUUGCAGCUAACGGCUUCCAUCAUUUUCAAUAUAGUUACGAAAACAGCAGCCGAUUCAUCCACCCACCUCCAUCAUCACUUUCAAGCUCCGGCAAUGGCUCCCAAUCUAAGAGGAAACCAAGUCAAAACCUGGCGAUAAACGUGAAAACAUUUAGAAUGCGUUCGAGAUGGAGGCUCCCAAGGCAGACCAGCAGAGGCGCGGACCCAAGAUCUUCAACUGUCCAACCUGUGGGAGAUUAUUCUCAAGAAACUGUGCCCUCAAGCGCCAUCUUGUUAUCCACACAGGGAAAAUACCUUUCAAGUGCUUCAUAUGCGGAAGAGGAUUCACACAGAGUGGAAACCUCAAAACGCACAUGAAGGUUCACAAAGGAGAGUCAAACUGGAAGUUGGUGACGGAUAAGAGUCCUACUGAAGAAUCGUCAGUGACAGUUCACGUGUGUGGAGAGUAUGGAAUGGACUUCCCUCUGAAAGAUCAACUGGAGGAACACAAAGACAGUCACAAGAAGCCUUACGCUUGUACCGACUGCGGAAAGUCGUUCAAAAACAAAUACUACAUAAAAAUCCACAGCCGUGUUCACACCGGAUAUUCGCCAUCUGCCUGCGCUGAGUGCGGCAAGACUUUUGUUACAUUGUGUGACCUUAAGCAGCACAAGUUGACACACAGAGGCAAAAAGAACUACCACUGCAAGCAGUGUGGCAAGGCCUUUUUUCAGGCCUACCACCUCAAAAUGCACCUCAGAACUCACAGCGGGGACCGGCCUCACCUGUGCGCCAUCUGCGGGAAAAGCUACAGUAGGGUGGGAACCCUCAAAGUGCACCUGAGGGUUCACACCGGAGAGAAACCGUACAUGUGUGACGUAUGCGGUAAGUCCUUUUAUUAUUGCCAAGGUUAUCGAGCGCAUAGGAUGAUUCAUGACAAGAGUCUAAAACCACCAACGAAACCUUUGGGGAGACCAAAAAGACACAUCAUUGGUGAAUAAUCAAUAUCUGUUGAACAUACUGUGAUUACUGAACACAUCAUGCUGCUGAUAUGUGAAUGAUUAUCUUAGUUUUACAUUUUGGCUGUUAGUACAGAAACAUUUUCUGUUUUUUUUUGUUUUUUGUUUUUUUUGGGUACUUUGAGAAGCCUGUCCCCUUUUGUCCAUUCCAACUUUAAAGAACAGUUGUAAUUAUACAUAACUAUAUCGUGACUUUGACAUUCCCAAUAAAAGGAAUGCUUCAUAAAGCCAUAAUGUAUCUUGUCUGAAUUA
Phyllopteryx taeniolatus (common seadragon) is the source of this 3065-nucleotide messenger RNA. RefSeq names its product oocyte zinc finger protein XlCOF6-like. The record is from RefSeq and is a predicted model, not a curated record. Gene Ontology annotation, biological process: regulation of transcription by RNA polymerase II. Gene Ontology annotation, molecular function: DNA-binding transcription factor activity, RNA polymerase II-specific; RNA polymerase II cis-regulatory region sequence-specific DNA binding. Gene Ontology annotation, cellular component: nucleus. Lineage: Eukaryota; Metazoa; Chordata; Actinopteri; Syngnathiformes; Syngnathidae. The transcript has 11 exons. Bases 4 to 2172 code for a protein of 722 amino acids.